AUGGAUUUUAUUUCAAGACUCACAACAACAGAAUGCGUUUCUCUGUUAUUAUUAACACUCCUAACAAUUGCAAUCCUGCAUAAUAUGUUGAGGAAAAAGAACGAAGUGAACAUGCACUCUAUCGGAACUAUUGAGAAAGAAUGUAAGGAUUUUCAAGCCUCGGAAGCAGCUGCAAAUAAUGACAUGAGUAAACAAAUCCAUGAUGAGCAAGACGCGAGUAAUACAUAUUCCGAUGCCUAUGACGAGCGUGAGAGUAUUUCAAUGAGAAAUUAUUCUUCUUGGACCACUCUUCAAGCGACUUCGUUAAUGAUUUUGGAUCGAAAAUCGGAAGGUGUUGGAUUGAGGUACCAAUCUGGCAUUGUUUUGAAUAGCAUCAAUUUUUCAGGUAUCUCUCUUGUUGCACUGGUAAAAGAUCUCUCUCACUUUUCUGUUGAAGAAAGCACAGACAGGCUCCAGCAGAAGUUUGGUUUGAUGAUACCCCGAGAAGAGUGCGCUCUUAUUGUGAAAUGGGUAAAGAGAAAGUUGAUGAACCCUAUUGGUAGUGUGAAAAUUCCAAAACAUCCAUUUAACUUUAAUCACAGUGCAAAAUUCAUUGAAGUUGUUGGAAUUAUGAUGAAAGAAUUUGAAAGUUUCUGCCAGUCAUUAGAAUCGAACAGGAAACUAAGCCUCGAUUUAUUCAAUGAAAGAAUGCGAAGUAUUGACUGUGAGAAUUUAUCUUCUCCCAUUUUGUUGUUGAACAUUGACGGUAGCUGUUUGGAAGAACCAAAAUCCUCACAGUACAUUUCUUGUGAUCUGGCUGCUACUUUUCCCAGUGACAAGUAUGAUGGUAUUGUCAAGGCAUUAUUUAGAAGUCAAGAUCCAUAUAAUGUAGUUGUUUUAAUUGAAGCUCCUGGAGCAGGAAAAACUCACCUAUGCUACCACCUUACAGGUCUCAAGAAAAUGGUUCUUCCAAUUACAUCAGUACUUUGCAAAUAUCUGUUCGUUAAAAUAUCUAGAGCUCGCAGCGCUCCUCGAGAUGUGAUGGACAAGAUGUUUAAACAAUUUUUACUCACCUAUCUCAAUAUUGCCAAAGUUCUGUUCCUCAAAACAGUCAACCAAUCCACUCUAUCUCCUAACAUGAUAUUGAUCUAUCUAUUGAAAUUUUUCUGGAACGGAGGAGCAACAACUUUGAGAGAGUUGUUAAAGACUGCACUUGAAUCAAAUGGAGAAGAACUGGUAAACGUGGAAAUUCCAUCAUGGGGGAACAUGGACCAUGCUUUCAUUUUGGACGAGGCACAAAUCUUGACAGCACAUCUGCCAGGAAUGGUUUCUAGCACAAACUCCAAAUCUUAUCUUGGGAAUGCUUUAACCUUAAUCACGUCCGGUGCUAGAACAUUUGCUCCUGUCAUUUUAACUUCCACCUUUGUCAAGUGCAUUGAGCAGUAUAUAGAGUCGUCCAACGCACAAGCUCCAAAUAAGCUGUCAAAGGAAAUAUUCUCAUAUGAACUUUCCACAACCCUACCACCAAUGCAUGCUUUGCAAGUAGUUCCCUUUUUAAGUAUGUUCAUUCGAACAAACAAUGAUGAUUCUCCUCAUAGUAUUUGGAAUCUUGUUUCCAUAUUUCUUCAAGGGACAUUUAGAAAUGCUGAAGAUUUUCUCUGGAGAUUGUUUUGUGAAACCGAAUCUAGAACAACCAAUAAGGAAACGUCGUUAACUAACGCUGUUUACCGGUCUCUCAAUAGGUUCAUGCAAGGUCAAUUUAUUAACAUGAAAAAGAAUAGUUUAAGCAAUGACAGAAGGCUAAAAAGCAAAAGAAAGCUCAAGAAUACCGAAGCUCUAUUUUUACGGUUGGCAUUAUUAGGAGAAGCUACUUUUUCAUUAUCUGACCAAAAGACACUCUUUUCUCGUUAUCUCAUGAAAAAUGGUGUCACAUAUACAUUUGAGUAUUGUAAGAAUCAUCAUUUCAAAAUUGUUAGUCCUAUAGAGAAGGCGAAACUCCUCACUACCAUACAUUUUAAAAAGGUAUUUGGAACUUUUGAAUGCAUGGACAUUUGCCAAACAAAAAAGGACUAUUCUCAAAUGUCUCAGAUUGCCAUGAUUUAUUUUCUACUAUACCAUUUCAAUUCGUUUGUUGAAAGUAGUUCCUUAAGUGGAACAUAUUUAACGGAGUUCUCUUUGAAGGCUGAAUAUUUUAUGGAAGAUUUACAGAUAUCGGAACUGAGUAACAAUUUGGGUAUGUCCUUAUCUUCUCUCCUUGUUCACACAAUUUACAGGAAUAUGAAUGGAUUUAAUGACGACAAUAAUCCAUAUCCAUUUUCAGAAGAAGAUAGUUUGUUGAGCAAGUUUAUUAUUCGCCCUCCUGAAUUUGCUGGACCUGAUGUUUUAGGCAUGCUGGUUCGAAGAUCAAACAACGCAUGUCCCAAUAUCAUACCUCUUUCCAUGUCAGUCACGGCCCAAACUUCCAUUCCAAAAUUGAUGAAAGAUUAUUUGAGAACAGAUAUCUCCAUGAUUUAUUCAGAAAAGAAGAAUAUUCAAGCAAAUUCCGUUCAUUCAGUUAGUUUUGUUGAAAAGGAAAAACAAUUUAUUGCUCCAGCAAUUAAGGAAAUUGUGCAACAAGGAAAAAUAUUGCGGAUUAUUGCGAAACCAAAUGCUCUGGAAACAACAUCUUUAAGAGACAGAAUAAUUCAGGAGUACGAACCGGAAAAUUAUGUCACUGAAGAAGAUAGAUUGAAAUUAAUAGAAGUGUCAAAAUGGGCCGUUAUUACAAAGGAAGGAAAUAUCGUGUAUGAAAUAUGUGACUCUAAUCAGGAAUGGUGUGAUUAUUUGGAGAAGAAUGAGCUCCAGUUUCUGAAGAAUUUUUUCAACACCUCAAAGUUAAACCCUUAA
Molecule: messenger RNA, 2865 nt
Organism: Naegleria lovaniensis
Lineage: Eukaryota; Heterolobosea; Eutetramitea; Acrasida; Naegleriidae
Exons: 2
Coding region: 1-2865 (954 amino acids)
Source: RefSeq, a predicted model, not a curated record